Myxozyma melibiosi is the source of this 321-nucleotide messenger RNA. RefSeq lists its product as uncharacterized. Gene Ontology annotation, cellular component: nucleus. Gene Ontology annotation, biological process: regulation of transcription by RNA polymerase II. The record is from RefSeq and is a predicted model, not a curated record. The transcript is spliced from 2 exons. Gene Ontology annotation, molecular function: RNA polymerase II cis-regulatory region sequence-specific DNA binding; DNA-binding transcription factor activity, RNA polymerase II-specific. NCBI's taxonomy places the organism in Eukaryota, Fungi, Ascomycota, Lipomycetes, Lipomycetales, Lipomycetaceae. The annotation marks the transcript as partial.
UGCGGCAAGAUCUUCACACAAAAGACGCAUCUGGAUGUGCAUGGACGGAGUCAUACCGGGUCGAGGCCGUAUGUGUGCGAUGUGCCCGGGUGUGGCAAGCGGUUUUCGCAGCGAGGGAAUCUGCGGACGCACAAGCGGAGUCAUACAGGAGAAAAGCCGUUUGUUUGCGAGCUAUGCAAUAAGCGGUUCGCGCAGCGGGGAAACGUGCGAGCGCAUCUUUUGAUUCAUGAAGAUUACCGGCCAUUUUUGUGCAAGUUGGACGGAUGCACAAAGACGUUUACGCAGCUGGGAAACUUGAAGGCGCAUCAGAACAAGUUCCAC